Messenger RNA from Limulus polyphemus (Atlantic horseshoe crab), 2689 nucleotides. RefSeq names its product cystathionine gamma-lyase-like. NCBI's taxonomy places the organism in Eukaryota, Metazoa, Arthropoda, Merostomata, Xiphosura, Limulidae. The record is from RefSeq and is a predicted model, not a curated record. Gene Ontology annotation, cellular component: cytoplasm. The transcript has 11 exons. Gene Ontology annotation, biological process: transsulfuration. Bases 120 to 1340 code for a protein of 406 amino acids. Gene Ontology annotation, molecular function: pyridoxal phosphate binding; cystathionine gamma-lyase activity.
GUUUGUCGUUGAGUCGAAGAGAGAGAUUUGUUGUAGUACGUGUAAGGAACGGUGUUAGCCAAGGCAAUUUUCACGAUCUUGCAGUUUGAUAAUUAUUUUCCCUGAUUAACAAGGCAGUAAUGAGCUCUAAGUCUAACGAAGUAAUGUCAGAUAAAUUCGGAUACUCAGAAGAUGAACAUUUUGCUACAAAAGCUAUUCACGAAGGUCAAGAUCCUGCCCAAUGGACACAUAGAGCAGUGGUGCCACCAAUAUGUGCAGCAUCCACAUUUCAGCAGUUCUCUCCUGCGAAACAUGCGGGAUUUGAGUAUGGGAGAAGUGGUAACCCCACCAGAAAUUGUCUUGAAAAGUGCUUGGCUGCUUUAGAAGAUGGAAAAUAUGCACUGUCCUUUGCCUCAGGAUUGGCAGCUACCCUUUCAAUAACUCAUCUUUUGAGUAGUGGCGAUCAUGUCAUUUGUUUUGAUGAUGUAUAUGGAGGAACAAACAGGUAUUUCAGAACUUGUGCUAAUAAAAUGGGAGUGGAGAUAUCUUUUGUAGAUGCCAGAGACCCUGUCAAUGUAAAGGAUGCUUUUAGAAAUAAUACUAAGAUGGUAUGGAUGGAAACCCCUACAAACCCAACCAUGAAAUUAGUUGAUAUCCGAGCAGUGUCUGAAGUUGUCAAAAAACAUUCUGGAGCAUUCAUGGUUGUAGACAAUACUUUCAUGUCUUCCUACUUCCAGAGACCGUUGAGUCUAGGAGCAGAUAUUGUCAUGCAUUCAUUAACUAAAUACAUGAAUGGUCACUCUGAUGUGUUGAUGGGUGCAAUUAUGACCAACAGAACUGACAUCUGGGAAAAACUGGCGUACCUUCAAAACUCUCUUGGUUCUAUCCCAUCUCCGUUUGACUGUUUUCUGGUCAAUCGUGGACUCAAGACUCUUCAUGUGAGGAUGGAGAAACACAUGGAGAAUGGUUUAGCUGUAGCAAGGUUUUUGGAGUCUCAUCCACUUGUUGAUAAAGUACUUCAUCCUGGUCUACCUAGCCAUCCUCAACAUGAGCUUGCCGUACGACAGUGUACUGGAUUUAGUGGAAUGGUUUCAUUUUACAUCAAGGGAGGUCUGCAGCAAGCAGAAGAGUUUAUCAAGAAUCUAAAGCUCUUUACUCUAGCUGAAAGUUUAGGAUGUAUAGAAAGCCUUGUGGAAAUUCCAUCUCUUAUGACUCAUGCAUCUCUACCGAAAGAGCAUAGAGAAAAGUUAGAAAUUUCGGACAAUCUAAUCCGUCUGUCUGUUGGCCUUGAAUCAACCAAGGAUCUUUUACAAGACAUUAAUCAAGCUCUAAACAAAGCUGGAGAAAUAGGCAAGCAGUAGAAGAAAAAGACAAACUGAAUCCUUUGAUAAAGAGGUUAAAUAUUUCAUUUCAACCUAUUUUCCAGUUUUGUAUGGGUAUUUUGGUACUUAAAUAUACUUUUAUAAGCUGAUUGAGCAUUGUUCUUCAAACAUAUGACUUAAUCAUGUUUUAUUGGUUUUUAUUAUUAAUGCAAAAUUAUCAGAUUGACUAUUUACUGUGGUACAUUCCUGCUGUGUUGAGUCGGUGUUGGUCAACAUUUCUUCCAACUACCAUGCAUAUGCUGGUGGUUAUACAAUGUUUUUCAACUGUCUAAGAUGUUACACCUACAAGUUUGAGCUUUGGGUCAUUUUAGUUGCCAAAUCACUUUAAAAGAAUUGUUGUGAAAACAGACAGUAGAUAUUUUAUACACAAGUUAAUCUAUGUUGGCUAGUAUAGUAAUAAAAUACUGUUACGUUUCUGUUCCUUUAUUAAUUUUCCGUAGAAAUUCUUUCCGAGAAACUUCAGCGAUACAAGUCCUUUCUUAAAUAAAACUAGUUUAUUCUUUCUCAUUACAAACUUUGUAAUACACUUAAUUUCCACAGUCACUUUAACUUAAACACACGCUAUAAUUCACAACGAUUCACGAGCAUUACUUAUGGUGCCUACCACCCGCUUGACUCAAAUAUUCGUGUCUAUAUCUUCAAUCUCUCUAUCUGCGAUUCCAAUUCCGAUUAAUUGUCUCGCUUUAUCUGGCGUGCUUAUAUACAGGAAUAGAGGGCGUCUAGCAAAUACUGGAUUAUUCUUGAUGUUCCCCGAUCCUUCUAGAAACUCAUUACGUGUUACCAGCAUCACAUGACUUCCGCUGUCGUAACAAAACUUUUAAAAUAAGUUUAUAUAUUAGCACAAAAUUAUCUUGUGCACUAUCUGUACCGAGUCUGUAAUGAGGAUCAAACCCUAAAUUCUAGUGUUACAAGUUUACUUCUGAGCCACUGAGGUACAAUUUUAAAAUACAGCUGUUGAAAAAUCUAACACUAAUAGAUAUAGAGUUUCACUAUUUCAAUCAGUAUGUUUUAUAUAGACACUUACAACAGUUAUACUUUGAUCUAUUUCGAUGAACUAGCUUUACAAACUAUUGUCUCAUUCUUUUAAGUUACCAGUUAAAUUGUUUUUUUUAAGUGUAUAUUUUAUUUGUAUGACAAUUUUUGAUUAAGAUCUUAGUGUCAUACAUUUAUUAUAUAAGUGUACACAAUAUCCUCACAUGUGUUAACAUGUUUAAAUUUUUUUUAACUUAAGUACUUAUUUCUUUUCAACCAGUGACAGAUUGAUCUCUUUGUAUAGCAACAUGUAUCAAAGCUUAUAUUACAUAGUAAAUGAAAAUGUUUGAAAACUG